AUGCAGGAACAGCACCAAGACACCAAUCAGGGCCACCACGCGAUCGUCUUCGGGUGCUCUGGCAUCAACGGCUGGGCGCUGGUCAACCAGCUGCUCUCCGACUACCCAGCGCCCGGGACGUUCAGCAGGGUGACCGCCGUUGCGAACCGUGCGUUCAAUCCGGCAGAGGCCCAAUGGCCCUCCGAUGAUCGUUUGCAGAUUGUCUCGGGCGUGGACCUGCUAGCCGGCGACGAUCAGGCGCUGGCCGCCACGUUGCGCGAGAAGAUCCCUGCGGUUGAGACGAUCAGCCAUGUGUAUUAUGCGGCCUACCGCGCCAGCGACAACGCCGCCGAAGAAUGCCGCCUGAACAAGGAGAUGUUGCGCGCGGCCGUGCAGACCUUGGAGACGCUCUCUCCUAAGCUGUCGUUCGUGACGCUGAUCACCGGUACAAAGGCAUACGGCGUCUACCUCCUGGAGAAAUUCCCCUUCCGCGGACAGACCCCGCUGAGCGAGGACCUGCCCCGCGUGCCGGCCGAAUACGCCAAGGACCUGUUCUACUACCACGAAGUCGAUCUCCUGCAGAAGCUCAGCGCGGGCAAACAAUGGUCGUGGUGUGAAGUGCGCCCGGACGUGAUUGUAGGAGUCGCCCCUUUCGGGAACGCAAACUGCAUGGCUCAAACCAUGGGGAUCUACCUGAGCCUAUACCGACACAUCCACGGCGGCGCGGCCAAGAUCCCCUUCCCCGGCAACGACACCACCUGGUCGCUGACAUCCACCGACUCCAACCAAGACAUCAUCGCGCGCUUCUGCCUGCACGCCUCCCUGCAGCCCCGCGACAACGUCCACGGCAAGGCGUUCAACAUCGCCGACAGCGCGCGGCCCGUCGCCUGGUCGGAGCGCUGGCCGGCGCUGGCGCGGUACUUUGGGUUGGAAGGGGUCGGGCCCGACCCCGCGGUGCUGCACCCGACGCAGUUCAUGGAGAAGCAUUGGGGUACGGUGCAGGCGCUGUGUCGCGAGAAGGGGCUCAAGGAGGAGGUGAUUGAUCGGAGUAUGCAUAAUACCGGGGCGCGGAUGGGGAGUCUGAGGUUGAUGGAUUUCGAUCGCGAGUUUGAUCUGACGCGGGCGAGGGGGGUUGGAUUCGUGGAGGAGUUGGGGGUGGAGGAGUCGUGGCAUCGCGCGUUUGAGAGGGUUGGGGCGAUGGGGUUGUUAUUUUGA
This is a messenger RNA of Aspergillus brunneoviolaceus CBS 621.78, 1194 nucleotides long. Its product is annotated as SDR family oxidoreductase. The coding region runs from base 1 to 1194 and encodes 397 amino acids. Lineage: Eukaryota; Fungi; Ascomycota; Eurotiomycetes; Eurotiales; Aspergillaceae. The transcript has 4 exons. The record is from RefSeq and is a predicted model, not a curated record.